Messenger RNA from Manihot esculenta (cassava), 926 nucleotides. RefSeq names its product superoxide dismutase [Cu-Zn], chloroplastic. Bases 84 to 764 code for a protein of 226 amino acids. Gene Ontology annotation, molecular function: superoxide dismutase activity; copper ion binding. The transcript is spliced from 8 exons. NCBI's taxonomy places the organism in Eukaryota, Viridiplantae, Streptophyta, Magnoliopsida, Malpighiales, Euphorbiaceae. Gene Ontology annotation, biological process: removal of superoxide radicals. The record is from RefSeq and is a predicted model, not a curated record.
UCUAUUAACUCGAGUAUCGUGGCAUUUCAGGUUAUGUAUUUGUCAUCCUCAUUCCUGCUCCUCUGGUCUAUCUUCAAAGAAAAAUGCAAGCAUCUGCUGUAGCCGCCAUGGCAGCUCACGCAGUUCUGGCAGCUUCCCUUUCUUCACAUCCUCUCCUUUCCCCUCUCCCAAAUCUUAAUCCUAGUAAUAACCCAUCUCUCCAUUCUUCAUUCCAUGGUGUCUCCGUCAAGUUCCCUCGCCAAUCGCUAGCUCUAUCUAUCGCCGCGGCGUCCCCCAAGAAACCUCUUGCCGUCGUCGCUGCCACCAAAAAGGCUGUCGCUGUCCUCAAAGGCACUUCCAAUGUUGAAGGCAUUGUCACUUUGACCCAAGAAGAUGAUGGUCCCACAACAGUGGAUGUUCGUGUCACGGGACUUACUCCAGGGCCUCAUGGGUUUCACCUACAUGAGUAUGGUGACACAACGAAUGGAUGCAUUUCAACAGGAGCACAUUUCAAUCCCAAUAACAUGACACAUGGGGCUCCUGAGGAUGAAGUCCGUCACGCGGGCGACCUGGGAAACAUAGUUGCUAAUGCUGAUGGGGUGGCAGAAGUAAAAAUUGUGGACAACCAGAUACUAUUGAGUGGUCCUAACACAGUAGUUGGAAGAGCAUUUGUUGUGCACGAGCUUGAGGAUGACCUUGGAAAAGGUGGACAUGAACUUAGUCUAACUACUGGCAAUGCAGGUGGAAGGUUGGCUUGUGGUGUUGUUGGUCUGACUCCAAUAUAAUGGCAGCCGAUGUGCAUUGUUUAUUUUGUACUACUCUGUUUUGUGCUAUUUGCUGCUUGCAUUUACAGGUUUCCCAUAUAGGGUUCAAUGUUAAUUUCCAUAGCCAAUGGUGUAAACUGUAUAAUUGUCAAGACAGCAAGUAAUAAAGCGAUUGUUUGCUGA